AACAACAUGGCUGCUCCCAUUCGUUUUGAUGGUCUUGUUGCUCUUGUUACCGGUGCUGGUGGUGGUCUGGGAAAAGCAUAUGCAUUGGCCUUUGCUGAGAGGGGAGCAUCAGUUGUAGUAAAUGAUCUUGGUGGAGAUAUCCAUGGAGGUGGGAGAUCAAAAGCGGCUGAUAAGGUUGUUGAUGAGAUCCGGGCCAAGGGAGGAAAAGCUGUGGCAAACUAUGAUUCUGUUGAGGAUGGAGAUAAAGUGGUUCAGACAGCAUUGGACAAUUUUGGAAGAAUUGAUAUCCUUGUGAACAAUGCUGGAAUCUUGCGAGACAGGUCAUUUGCCAGGAUUAGUGACCAGGACUGGGAUUUGAUUCAUCGGGUCCACCUGAGAGGAUCGUUCCUAGUAACUCGCGCUGCUUGGCCACACAUGAAGAAACAGAACUUUGGCAGAAUAAUAAUGACUACAUCAGCAGCUGGUAUCUAUGGAAAUUUUGGACAGGCAAACUAUAGUGCAGCCAAACUGGGCAUUCUUGGAUUGAGCAACACACUGGCAGUUGAAGGAGAGAAAAACAACAUAUUGUGCAACACGAUAGCUCCUAUGGCUGGAUCCAGACUUACAGAGACAGUGAUGCCCCCUGAUAUAAUUGGCGCCUUGAAGCCAGACUACGUGAUGCCCUUGGUUCUCUUCCUGUGUGACAAAAGCUGCCAGGAGACAGGGUCUCUCUAUGAAGUGGGCGCGGGAUGGAUUGCAAAGUUGAGAUGGGAGAGAACAAAAGGAGCCAUCGUCAGAAGACAAGGACAAGCGAUGACGCCAGAGAACGUCCGAGAUAACUGGGACAAGAUUACAGACUUUACAGAGAGUGAUAAUCCAUCGACAGUUCAAGAGUCAUCUGUGUUAAUGAUGAACUUGGUGAAGGAGAUUGAUUCUGGUCGAACCGUCAGAACUAAUUCUACGUCAUCAAACAGCUCAUCUGACCGCAUGGAUCCCGAACUUGUCAAGUCGUAUAAGAUCAGUCCGUCAAUGUUCACGUACAAUGAAAGGGAUGUGAUACUGUACGCUCUGGGAAUCGGCAUGUCAACAAGAGAGGAGAAUUACCUCAAGUUUCUCUACGAAGGUUCUGACGAGUUCUGCGUGCUGCCCACGUUCGGAGUCCUUCCAUCCUUUUCGGCGAUGCGUGCAGUGUUUACUACUGAUAUUCCUGGUCUAAAACAGGACCUUGUCAAGAUUCUUCAUGGAGAACAGUACCUGGAGCUGUUCCAACCCCUCAAACCAAUGGCUACACUAACCAACAGGAUAAAGAUUGCAGAUAUCGUUGACAAGGGGUCAGGGGCACUUGUUCUCUACAACAUUGAAUCUUUUGACGAAAAAGGAGAAAAAGUUGCAUUUAACCAGUCCUCGCUUUUCAUCGUUGGUUCGGGUAAUUUUGGUGGCAAACGAACAUCAGACGCAAUGAUUCCAACUGUGGAUCACCCUAAACGUCGGCCGGAUGCAACAGUCACAGAAUCAACAAAUGUCGACCAGGCCGCUAUCUUCAGACUAAGUGGAGACCGAAACCCGUUACAUAUUGACCCAAGUUUUGCAGCAAUGGCAGGAUUUCAGACUCCAAUUCUUCAUGGAUUAUGCAGCUUUGGUUUUGCUGUCCGUCACGUUUUACAACAGUUUGCCAAUAAUGAUGUGACCAAGUUCAAAUGUGUGAAGGUGCGUUUUUCAAAACCAGUGCUUCCUGGGCAGACCCUACAGACAGACAUGUGGAAGGAAGGCAACCGGAUUCAUUUUGUCACAAAGGUUGUAGAAAAUGGUAAUGUUAGUUUAACAGGAGCAUACGUCGAUCUUAAAGAGGAGAGUACUCCAGUCACAAAACAGGUUUCAACAGAUCUUCAGAGUACGUCCAUAUUUGAAGAGAUGGCUCGUCGUAUUAAGUCAAGUCCUGGCCUUGCAGCUAAGAUCAACGCAAUCUUUCAAUGGAACAUCACAAAGGGAGGCAACCAGGUUGCACAGUGGACUGUCGACAUGAAAACGUCUAAAAAUGGCGAAAUCUACCAAGGGGAGCCGAAGGUAAAGAAAGCCGACUGUACGCUGACGAUAGACGACUCUAAUCUAAGGGAUCUACUCACAGGAAAACUACCAGCAGCCCAGGCAUUCAUGUCAGGGAAGUUGAAGAUCAAGGGUAACAUGAUGUUAGCUCAGAAACUCGGAACUCUGUUCCAAGAACAGUCCAAGCUUUAAGACACUGCCGGGGUUGUACAAGUUUCGCUGCUGUUGGUGUGGCUGUGAUAGACAUUCCAAUCAAAGACAUUGUGUGCUACUUGUAUUGACAGUGCUAAACCAUUUAAACAGUUAAAGCUUCUCUCUCACUUCCCCAUCAAUAUAUGAUAAUUUUCAAAUAUAAAAUACAAACACAAGUGUUGUUUUAAUAAAUGUGUGUAUUUUUACACAAUGUGUGUGUGAUCAGCUGUCUUCAUGUGAUAAACAGGUCUUCUGUCUUGUUUUGCAAUGUGUUGACACAGACCUCAGAAAAGAAUUGAAGCAUCCUGUAAAUUGGCAGUACAUAGCAAGUUAAUACAUUUUUUAAAUUAUCCACAUAGUUCAAGAUAUACAGGGAAAUAAUACAACCAGUAUAACAUGUGUGUCAUAAUGAUUUCAUGUGCACAAAGAAUGAUGUCAUAACAAUGCAGCUUCCCCAGUCUUAACUCUGUGUAAUCACUUACAAAAUGAUGUCAUUUUACCGUCUUCUUCUAGUUACGUUUGAAAUUAUUUUCUCAUGGUCCUUGUUAUUAAUAAAAAUAAUAUUAUGGAUAAUGUGGAUAAUAUAAAAAUUAUUACUCGUGUGUGAAUCGUACUGAUUUUACUCAUGUCAGGAUUCAUGUGUUACUCUUGCUUUUUCUCAGGCAAUACAAGAAUGGUGACACUCGUUUCAUAAAAUCAGUAUGACACACAAGCUCGUUUAAUAAUUUCUAGUUACAUGUAUGACAUAGAUAUCACUGCAUUUAAAGAAUAUCGAGGGGUAGUGUAUCGCAAACAAUCUUUCCCCAUGUUUUAGCAAUAUGUUUCAACAGAUAUAAAAAAAAUAAGGCAUUUAUAUAGGUCUACUGCCUAUUCGCCAAUCUACUUUAUUGAAUGAAUAAAUAUUGUUAAAUUAUUAUUUUUUGAAAUGCUUCCUUGUAAACUAGCACAUUGAAGAUUAAUCACUGCUUCUAAAGGAUAUAGAAUAGGGUAUCAUAUGAAGAAGAAAAAAAUGUGAAUAAUCUUUUCUAAAUGGAUAAUCUUUUCUAAAUAUGAAUAAGAUCUUCACUAGUAAAUGAGGAUAAUUUUAUUCUAAAUGUGGAUAAUCUAUUCUAAAUGGAUACUCUUUUCUAAAUGUCGAUAAUCUAUUCUAAAUGUCGAUAAUCUAUUCUAGAUGUGGAUAAUCUAUUCUAGAUGUGGAUAAUCUAUUCUAAAUGUCGAUAAUCUUUUCUAAAUGUCGAUAAUCUAUUCUAGAUGUGGAUAAUCUAUUCUAGAUGUGGAUAAUCUAUUCUAAAUGUGGAUAAUCUAUUCUAGAUGUGGAUAAUCUAUUCUAAAUGUCGAUAAUCUAUUCUAGAUGUGGAUAAUCUAUUCUAAAUGUCGAUAAUCUAUUCUAAAUGUCGAUAAUCUAUUCUAGAUGUGGAUAAUCUAUUCUAAAUGUGGAUAAUCUAUUCUAGAUGUGGAUAAUCUAUUCUAAAUGGUUAAAAAAUUAAAUAAUUAUAAGACUGCAGCUUUAAAAUCAUUUAUAUAAUAAAAUAUGGCAUAACUUUCUGUGUUUAUCUCCAUUUGUCACGAAUCGUAAAACCGUAAUCACAGAAACAUGGCUAAUACUAGUAAUAGUUGCAUCUGUGAAUGUUCAUCUUGGUGCUGUUUUGUUUUUCAAUGAACUAGAUUAAUAAUGAAUUUUUUUAUCAGGAAUAUAUUUUAAAAAUAACUGAACUUUAAUUCUGCAGAAUUCUUGCCAUUCAUUUCAUCACAAAUAUUUAAUUAUUAUCACCGUUUUUUACUAUUGCUAGUUAGACUGUUUGUCUUAAUAUCUGCUGACUAAUCAAAAUACAACAUUCAUAAAUUUCACACCAUGAAAAAUAUGCAUUUGUAUCACUAAUAUUAUAAUGUUAUCCAUAUGCUAAAGAAGUUAUAUUUUUCAUGUUUAACAUCUGAUCGCUAAAUGAAUGGUCCAGACUGUGUCUUUAACAAAACGUUACACCUUAAUUUUGUCUGAGAUUUUGUCAAGAUUUGACAUGUUAUAAAUUGUGUAAUAUUACAAGCGUGAAUGAAAUGGAAAUAAAUAUUUAUAUUCUC
Molecule: messenger RNA, 4290 nt
Organism: Gigantopelta aegis
Lineage: Eukaryota; Metazoa; Mollusca; Gastropoda; Neomphalida; Peltospiridae
Product: peroxisomal multifunctional enzyme type 2-like
Exons: 23
Coding region: 7-2214 (735 amino acids)
Cellular component (GO): peroxisome
Molecular function (GO): oxidoreductase activity
Source: RefSeq, a predicted model, not a curated record